Molecule: messenger RNA, 534 nt
Organism: Symbiodinium sp. CCMP2592
Lineage: Eukaryota; Dinophyceae; Suessiales; Symbiodiniaceae
Source: the annotation of a GenBank genome assembly
GCGGAAAAGUUCGAGAACGCCGUCCGUGCUUUGCAGGAGGCACAGAAGGAGAAGGUGGCCGCCAUUGAGGGAGCUAAUGAGCAAGCGCGGGAGAUCAACCGCGAAGCGAAGGAGCUGGAUGAGUCCAGGGCCAAGAAGCAAAUGCGCCUGCAGCUGAUGACUGAGAGCUCGAAGAUCACCGACCAGUCGUGCGAGGACACGAAGAAGAAGCUGGACAAGGAAAGUGCCGUGCACCAGGAAUUAGCAUUGAAGCGCGCCAAGAUCGACAAAGAGCUGGAAGAGCUUAAUGCUCACAACCGGCAUGCGCAGCAGGAGGCGCAGCGCAUGUUCGUGAUAUGCCGCUUAAAUGAGAGCACCGGCGGCAACGUCUUGGCCACGGAUCAGCGAAAGAAGUGCAUGCUGUUGUACCUCAAAGGAAUUCGACCAAGACGUCAAGUGCCCACGGUCCUGGCUGUUUCUUGCUGCCGUGCCGCCUAUGGACUGCAGCACUGCGGCAGCCGGCGUCAGCGGUCUGCUGACAACGGUGGUCCGUGA